This is a messenger RNA of Peronospora farinosa, 1017 nucleotides long. NCBI's taxonomy places the organism in Eukaryota, Oomycota, Peronosporomycetes, Peronosporales, Peronosporaceae. The record is from the annotation of a GenBank genome assembly.
AUGACCAGCGCUGCCGUUGCAGUCACCAUCGACUCGUUCACGUCACGAGACGACGCCGUUCAAUUUAAUCGAAGUCGACUUGGCUACAGACGUACAGCAGACUCUAUAGAUGGACAUUGGCAACAAGUUCGGGAAGAAACAGCGACGUUAAAAGACGUUAAUAUCGUCACACAACUCAAUCGAGUGCAUGAGGCUUAUCGUCUUUUACUACGACUAGCACCUUCCGAUACGCAACUAAAUGCGACUUUCCCUCUUUAUUUGGAAGUUCCGACUCAAGCUUCUAAUUCCAGUGAAGGAAUAGAAAUGUGUUUGCCAGAAAUCGGAGCGUUUUCACUUGUUCAGCAGUUGCAAUGUCAAACAGAAGAGAGACAGCAAACUUCUGACUCGACGAGUACUGGCCAAGCUGCUGCAAUGUUCGGUGGAACACUAGUAGCAGCUUUUCUGAUGUAUUCAUUGCUUCCUUAUGUGCGAGCAAGACAAAGGAAGAUACGUUGCAGCCGUUUGAGAACGACGAACAAGGACAGACUGAGUUGGUGGAGUGGUCAGAUAGAUUUACCGACCACACCGACGACGGCGGCUGAAGCUAGUCGACGCAUAUGGGGAAGCUUAGAUGGUGGCAGCAUUGAACCUGCAGAAGCGUAUUGUGACGGACUGAGGAAAAGAAAGAGUCGACAACACGAAGUUGUGAAUGGAAACGAUGUACCAGACGCUGUGUCGGAGCUGUUGAUGACUAAACUUCCUGAUUUCAAUGACGAACGGGGCUGGCGCGACUUUUUUGAUAUGCAGAUCUAUCACAGCGAUUCCCAGGUCGAGCAACACGCCGUAACAAAGAUUGUGCCAAACAUCAAGAGUCGAAAAGAUGCAAUUGUCGCCACAAGCAGUAAACUACGCCAAAUGAAGAGCUAUUCUACAGCGAGAGGUCAAAGAUACAGGACAAUUAGGGACAGGAUCGACCGUGCCGCAAUGGAGGCUGCCAUUGACGAUGCGCAGUCAUUCAACGAGUUUUGGCAAAUGUGA